AUGGGAAAAAUAAAGCAAGAACCUGUAGAAGUGGAUGAUACAGCCGAAGUAUCAAUUAAAAGUGAACCACAAACAUACGAUGAAAAAGUUGAGCACUGCAGCGUUAUUGCCAAGCCAAUGGCACCGAAGAAACUUAGCAAAAAAAUAUAUAAGCUGAUUAAAAAAUCAAGCAGUCAUAAGAACUACAUCAGAAAUGGACUUAAAAUUGUUCAGAAACAGCUGCGACUUGGUGAAAAAGGAAUCGUAGUGUUCGCAGGCGACAUCUCCCCGAUAGAAAUUAUGUGUCACUUGCCAGCAGUUUGCGAAGAAAAGGACGUGCCCUAUUGCUACACUCCGAGCCGGAAAGACAUAGGUUCAGCAAUGGGAACAAUGAGGGGUUGCAUAAUGGUUCUGAUCAAAGAACAUGAAGAGUAUAAGGACUUAUUUGAUGAAAUACGAGGAGAAAUUAAGUUGCUGGGUCACCCUUUA
Messenger RNA from Iphiclides podalirius (scarce swallowtail), 468 nucleotides. The record is from the annotation of a GenBank genome assembly. Lineage: Eukaryota; Metazoa; Arthropoda; Insecta; Lepidoptera; Papilionidae.